Medicago truncatula (barrel medic) is the source of this 2521-nucleotide messenger RNA. RefSeq lists its product as uncharacterized. The transcript has 2 exons. The record is from RefSeq and is a predicted model, not a curated record. NCBI's taxonomy places the organism in Eukaryota, Viridiplantae, Streptophyta, Magnoliopsida, Fabales, Fabaceae. The coding region runs from base 137 to 2305 and encodes 722 amino acids.
AUAUGCAUUAAGCUAACAGAGGUACUUCAGUAAGAUAGGAAACCUGAAGGCAUUGCUCAGUCAGGCAUAACAAGUCAUAUAGUUGUGGCAUUUCUCAAAACAGAAUAGCAAUCAAGUAGAAGCACAAAAGCAAGCAAUGUUACUCGCUGUUGUUUUCAGUUUGAUGGUAUAUUCAAGAGAAUCAAAAUCAGAUAAUCACAAUACUCCAAGUCUGGAAAAAGAGUGGAAUGUAUUGGAACUUCGGAUUUUGGUAGCUGUUAGUCUCUUCUUACAAAUGGUACUCAUCUUUUUGGGUAACCGAAGGAAGCAUAUAGUUGAUAAAAGGCUAAAAUUGUUGAUAUGGUUCACUUAUCUGUCAGCUGAUUGGGUUGCUACCGUUGCUCUGGGAAUUCUUUCCAAAGACACUAAAGAUCAUAAGACAGACACCAACUUUGUAAUUAUGGCCAUCUGGGCACCAUUUCUCCUUGUGCAUCUUGGUGGUCCUGACACAAUCACUGCCUACUCUCUUGAAGACAACCAACUGUGGCCACGACAUAUGCUUGAAUUACUCUACCAAUUAGCAGUUGCAGUUUAUGUUGUUUAUCGGUCAUGGAACACCAAUCCCCUUAAGUAUGUCACCGUUCCUAUUGUCAUGGCAGGAAUAAUCAAAUAUGGUGAGAGGACUUGGUCACUGCGGUCCGGAAGCAGCGAUGGAUUCAGAGAAUCAAUUCUCCCUCCUCCAGACCCAGGACCAAACUAUGCUAAAUUCAUGGAUGAUUACACUGCUAAAAAAGAAGAAGGGUAUCAUGUUACCUUAGAUGAAAUUAAUGAAACUACUCCCUUAGUAUUGGAUCCUAAUUCUCAAGGGGGAACCAAAAUACCAAAUACAAAAAUUCCAGAUUGUCAAGCUUUACGUGAUGGAUUCAAAUUCUACAACAUUCCUGAGUGCCUAUUUGCAGAUCUCAUCUUCAGUUUUCAAGACCACAAAAGCAGCCAAUAUUUUUUUCAAGAUUCUAACUGGAAAGAUGCUUUUAAAGCAAUUGAGGUUGAGCUAGGAUUAAUAUAUGAUAUUUUAUAUACAAAGGCAGUGAUAACAUAUUCCUACCGCGGCAUCUUCCUGAAAUCUGUGAGCUUUUUCUGUACACUCUCUGCAUUAAUCGCAUUUUGUUUUCUACAUAAACAUAAUGUAUAUGAACUUGAUGAUGAAGGAUACAAACACAGGUAUUAUGACCUGGUUAUCACUUUUGUGCUUUUCGUCGGGGCUAUUCUUCUUGAGAUAUAUGCAGUCAUUGUUUUACUUUCUUCAAGUUGGGUAAUGAAUUGGCUGAGCAAGCAUACGAAUCGGAGAGUGGAUCUUCUCUACAGGUUCAUCUCGUUUUGUCAAAUUUGUUUCAAACUCUCACACACUAUCAGGUGGUCUAAUCAAAUGUCACAAUUCAACCUCAUAAGAUUCUGCUUGAAAGAUGAGCCCGUAAAAUGUAUCAAAUUACAGAAACUCUUACGCAUCUAUGAGUUUUUCGAGAAGUCUUACUACCAAAAAACAAAACAAGUCUCUGAGGGAUUGAAGGAACUCAUUUUUGACCAGCUUAAGGAUAAGUCUAAGGAAGCAGAAGAUAUUGAAGCAUGUAAAACAUUAUGCGCUCACAGGGGUGAUCGAGUUCUUAACAGAUGGAGGUGUGAUAAUGUUUGUGAGAUUAACCAGAGCAUUAAGGAGGUAGAGUUUGAUCAGAGUAUUCUGCUUUGGCAUAUUGCUACAGAUCUUUGUUAUUCUUCAGAUGAUGAUGAGUCUCAAAACAUAAAUCACAUUGCCCUUCAAAGUCGUGAAAAAAGCCAAUUGUUGUCGGAUUAUAUGAUAUAUCUUCUUGUUGUAUGCCCUUUUUUGCUGCCCAAUGGAAUAGGACAGAUCAGAUUUGAAGACACGUGUGCAGAGGUGGAUGAACUUUUGAAAGAGAGAAAAUACAUAAAAGAGAGAAGUCAAGUUUGCAAGAUGAUACUUAGAGUGAAUACAGAUAUUCUACCAUCAGAGGUUAAAGGUGAUAGAAGCAAAUCUGUGUUGUUUGAUGCAUGUAGGCUUGCCAAAUCACUGCAGUCUUUAGAAACGGAGGAGAAUUGGUCGAAAGAAAGGAAAUGGGAAAUGAUAAGUCAUGUUUGGGUGGAGAUGUUGUGUCAUGCCGCAAGCCAGUGUAGAGGACUUCAACAUGCUAAGCAACUCACCCAAGGUGGUGAGUUGCUUACCCAUGUCUGGCUUUUGAUGGCUCAUUUAGGUAUAACCGAACAAUUUCAGAUUUCUAAAGGUCAUGUAAGGGCAAAGUUAAAGCUCUCAUAAAAUGUUUGGUGGGUAGUUAAUCAAUCAGUUACAUUACAUAUGUCUUUUUUGCAGCUUCAGACAGCGUAUAGGAGUGUGCCGUCUAUUUUGUGAGUAAUCUAAUGAUGUAAUGUUGAAAUUUGGUUAUAAGUUUGUUCCAUAUGUACCACUUGGUACUGCAUGAUAAUGUAUAAUGGUGAUUUGUUUGCGACAGCUUUGACCGUGAGUUAUGAAAAA